Molecule: messenger RNA, 690 nt
Organism: Williopsis jadinii
Lineage: Eukaryota; Fungi; Ascomycota; Saccharomycetes; Phaffomycetales; Wickerhamomycetaceae
Exons: 2
Coding region: 326-529 (67 amino acids)
Source: RefSeq, a predicted model, not a curated record
GUAGAAGGCCUGGAUACGUUUAAUUUUGGGUUAGCGUUGCUGGUUCCGCUUCUAAUUGGCGUCUUUCAUGCCGUGAGGUCAUAGAGCUGAGUGCUGAAAUGACUAACCAUGGCUGGGUCUAAGAUGUGAACCCUCGCUGCGUUCCCGAGGUCUCAGGCAAGGUUUUCAGGUAAUGGAAUGAUCGCAUCGAUAUGACAAUUUGUCUCUCACUAUCUCGUGAUAAGUCGUGAUAGAUAUCUGGUGCCGUCCGAUCUCGUCCUUCUCCAUUGAUGUGCAAUCUUGAAUUUUGAAAGCGACGGAUGGAAGCCAUUGGCUAGGAGUAUGUAUGUCGGCCGAGCGUCCUAAAGUGGGAAUACUGGACGAUAUGAGUAUUAGCUGUAUGGCUCCAGCUGGUUCGUCUGUAGCUUGUAAAGGCCUUGCUGGGGAUGUGCUUUCUCAUGGGUACCGUACGACUCAUGUGUGUGCCACUGAAGCUCGUAGCCUUCAGAAACCAAGAAUGCUGGUAUCAACAAUGCUGCUCCUCAAUUGAGAUCAUGAUAGACUUACGCACUGGCCUUUAGUUGCCCGUAUCGAAUGCUAAUAAGGUGUUUGAGAUUGGCAGACAUACAGCUGUGAAAUGUGUUGCACAUCAAGGACUAACAGCAUACAUAUUGGAGCUACCACUGUACACUUGGCAAACAGUUAAUCAGC